AUGGCGCCAACACAAUCAAAGCCGGUCCGCGCGGGCAGCAGCGCCGCCCUCCGCGACCGCACCAUUCGGGGCAUCAUCUCGCAGCUGACGUCUAUGUACCUGCAAAACCGCACACGAAUCUCACGCGCCAUCUACAUAACACUGUUUGUGGCCCUCAUCAACCGCGUGCGCCAUGCCAUCGCCGAGCAAAAGGCUGCCUCGGCCCGCGAGGCCGCCAAGCGCCGCGAGAAGAUCGGCACAACGUCGACCGAAGGCGCCGAGGCCGUGCUGAAGAAGAAAAAGGUUGAGCUGAACCGCGAGUUCUUCCGCUCGCUGCUGAGGCUGCUACGCAUUGUUGUGCCGGGGUGGCGGAGCAAGGAGACGCGGUUGCUCAUCAGCCACAGCUUCUUCCUGGUGGUACGGACGCUGAUCAGCCUGAAAGUGGCCGCCAUGGACGGUGCCAUCGUGAAGGCCCUGGUCAAGGGGAACGGGCGCGAGUUCUUGAUGCGCAUUGUGUGGUGGAUGCUGAUUGCCGUGCCGGCUACCUUCACCAACUCCAUGCUGUCGUAUCACCAAGCCGAACUCUCGUUGAGGUAUCGGACACGCUUAACACAGUACAUACAUGACAAGUACCUGUCACAGUUGACCUUCUACGGCAUCUCGGCUCUAGACGAUAGGAUCAAGAAUCCCGACCAACUGAUUGCAGUAGACGUAGCCAAGUUCUCAAAUAGCUUGGCCGAGCUAUACAGCAACCUGGCAAAACCCUUGCUUGACAUGACCAUCUACACAAUUUCCCUCUCAAAAAGCGUUGGAGGGGAAGGGGUUGUCUUCAUGUCGCUUCUCGUCCAGCUCUCUGCGAACGUGAUGCGAGCACUAACGCCACCCUUUGGCAAAUAUGUGGCCGACGAGGCAAGGUUAGAAGGCGAGUUCCGCUUCCAGCACUCCAGGUUGAUAGACCACAGCGAAGAGGUGGCCCUGUACGCAGGCCACGAGGCCGAAAAGGACACGCUGGAUAAGGGCUACUUCACUCUGAUCAAGCACGUCAACUACAUCCUCCGGAGGCGCUUCUAUCACGGCUUCAUGGAGGACUUCGUUAUCAAGUACUUUUGGGGCGCGCUGGGUUUGAUACUCUGCAGUUUCCCGGUCUUUGUCAAGCUGCCUGGCCAGGUGGCAAUGAACAUGGGUGAUCGGACCGAGAGCUUCGUCACCAAUCGGAGAAUGCUUCUCUCUGCGUCGGACGCGUUUGGCCGCAUCAUGUUCUCAUACAGGGAGAUCAUGGAGCUUGCCGGGUACACAUCUCGGGUGUCGUCGCUCCUGGAGGUUAUGGACGAUGUCCAGGCGGGACACUUUGAGAAGAAGCUCGUUUCGAGCUCGGGUACGGAGACCAACGAAGCCGUGCUACGAGGCAGAGGCAAGGUAGUGGAGAGCCAGGACAUUAAGUUCAUCGAUGUUCCCAUCAUCUCCCCCAACGGUGAUGUCCUCGUCCCCGCCCUCUCCUUCUCCCUCAAGCAAGGCGACCACCUUCUGGUCGUCGGCCCCAACGGGUGCGGCAAGUCGUCCCUCUUCCGCAUCCUCGGCGGCCUGUGGCCCGUGUACGGCGGCACCGUGCACAAACCCCCCUUCUCAGACAUCUUCUACAUCCCGCAGCGGCCGUACCUGUCGCGGGGCUCGCUCCGGCAGCAGAUCAUCUACCCGGACGGGCUGCGGACGAUGCGGGCCAAGGGCGUGUCCGACGCCGACCUGCUCUCCAUGCUGCGCACCCUGGGACUGGAGCACCUCGUCGACACGUACCCGGAGGGCUGGGACGCCGAGGCCGAGUGGCGCGACGUGCUCUCGGGCGGGCUCCAGCAGCGCGUCGCCAUGGCCCGUCUGUUUUACCACCGGCCCCGCUACGCCAUCCUCGACGAGUGCACCAGCAGCGUCACGCUCGACACGGAAAAGGUCAUGUACGACACGGCCAAGAGCCUGGGCAUCUCCCUCAUGACGGUCAGCCACCGCCGCAGUCUGUGGAAGUACCACACGCACAUCCUGCAGUUUGAUGGACAGGGUCAUUACGUGUUUACUCGGCUCGAUGCGGAGAGGAGGUUGAAGCUGGAGGAUGAGAAGGAGGAUCUGGAGGUGCUCCUCAGGCAAGUGCCUGAGAUUGAGAGGCGGAUUCAGGAGUUGAGCGCUGUUUGA
This is a messenger RNA of Canariomyces notabilis, 2157 nucleotides long. RefSeq lists its product as uncharacterized. Bases 1 to 2157 code for a protein of 718 amino acids. Gene Ontology annotation, biological process: very long-chain fatty acid catabolic process; fatty acid beta-oxidation; long-chain fatty acid import into peroxisome. Lineage: Eukaryota; Fungi; Ascomycota; Sordariomycetes; Sordariales; Chaetomiaceae. Gene Ontology annotation, cellular component: peroxisomal membrane. The record is from RefSeq and is a predicted model, not a curated record. The transcript has 4 exons. Gene Ontology annotation, molecular function: long-chain fatty acid transmembrane transporter activity; ABC-type transporter activity; ATP binding.